CCUUUCCACGCCCACCCACGAGAAAUGCUGCCAGGCUGCAGCUCAACAUGCUCUCUCUUCCAGUCCAACAGUGAAGAGUUUGCUCAACUCAGCAGUUCCCUCUCGCCGUACGACACGCGGGAUUUUAUUUGAUUUAUUUCAUGUCAAAAAGUAGCAUCCAUGUUGUCAUCCAGCGCCACCAUCUUGUUCGUUCUCGAAACCAUCAUGUGAUGAUAAUUUUUCCCUUACUUUUUUUUUUUUGUUUUUGGUUUUUUUAACUUCACCUGAAAAAGCAGCAAACUCGGACGGGGCUUGUUGAAAAAAAAAAAACAGAAAGCAGUUCAAGUGUUUGACAAAGUUGCAGCUUUUGGAGCCGCAAUGGACCCGGUUUUCCUACUCAUCAUUUCCUCCUGUUUCGGUUUGUCAGCAUGUUUCUCCGCGGAAGAGCGGUCGCGUCACCUCUCCUUGGAGAAAAUCUACGGCCGCUCUGUGAAGGACUCCCACAUGUGCCACCACAUGUUGAAGCACCUUCACGACGGGGCCCGCAUCACAGUGCAGAUGCCCCCAAACGUGGAGGGUCACUGGGUGUCCACUAGCUGCGAGGUGAGACCCGGUCCGGAGUUCCUGACACGCUCCUACCGCUUCUACGCCAACAACACCUUCCAGGCACACCAGUUCUACUAUGAGGACAACCACUGCACCAAGCCCACCUACACGCUGCUGGUACGGGGACGCCUGCGCCUGCGCCAGGCCUCCUGGAUCAUCCGGGGUGGCACCGAGGCCGAGUACCACCUCCACCGGGUCCAGAUCAUGUCCCACGGUGUGGCAGUGGCCGAGGAGCUGAGCCAGAGGCUGAACCGGAGUUGCAGGGGAGCCGUGAGGGGACCCUGGGAGCCCGAUGUUCCCUACGAGUUGUGGAGCGAGGAGGGCGGCUACAACUGCUCCAGGGAGCUCAACUUCGCCAUGCACGAACUGCAGCUGCUGCGGGUGGAGAAGCAGUACAUGCACCACAACCCGGACCACCUGGUGGAGGAGCUCUUCCUCGGGGACAUCCACACGGAACCCACGCAGAGGCUCUACUACAAGCCCUCCAGCUACCAGACGCCCCUGCAAAACGCCAAGAACCACGCGCACGGCUGCAUCGCCUGUCGCAUCAUCUACCGCUCGGACGAGUUUCACCCGCCCAUUCUGCCGCCGCGCGCCGACCUGGCGGUGGGCCUGUACGGCCAGUGGGUGAGCCAGCGGUGCGAAGUGCGCCCGGAGGUGCUCUUCCUCACCCGCCACUUCCUGUUCCAUGAUAACAACCACACGUGGGAGGGCUACUACUACCACUUCUCCGACCCCGUGUGCAAGCAUCCCACCUUCACCAUCUACGCCCGCGGACGCUACUCACGCGGCCUGCACUCCACGCGCGUCAUGGGCGGCACCGACUUUGUCUUCAAAGUGAACCACAUGAGAGUGACGCCGAUGGACUUCGCCACCACCUCGCUGCUCAACGUGUUCAGCGGCAACGACUGCGGCGCCGAGCGGUCAUGGCAGCUGGGCGUGGAGCAGGACGUGACGGCCACCAACGGAUGCGUGGCCCUGGGGAUCCGCCUGCCGCACACAGAGUACGAGCUGUUCCGCAUGGAGCGCGACGCCAAUGGCCGCUAUCUGCUCUUCAAUGGCCAGCGGCCGAGCGACGGAUCCAGCCCAGACCACCCGGACAAGCGAGCUACGUCCUACCAGCUGCCCCUGGUGCGCUGCUCAACCAGCAGCCAGGUGGCGGGACGCGACCCCGGAGGGGACGAUACAUCCCUGCGGCUCAGUAAUGGCGGCGGGGACCGCCACCGAGCCGGUGUUGCGGCGGUGCUCUUAGCGAUCAUUGUCAAAGGAUUGUCGCUUUAAGCCCCCGAUAAAGACUUGGGAAAAGCAACAAAAGUCGCCUUUGGGGGAUCAUUUUUGGAACCCAAAGAAGUACAAUAGUGUCGAUUGUGCCGAAAGGGCCACAAAAUGGCCCCCGAGUGGGUGUGCAUUGCUGACUGAAGGAGAGAAAAAGAGCCAGGAGCGAGACUUAUCCCAACAAAAAAAA
Hippocampus comes (tiger tail seahorse) is the source of this 2050-nucleotide messenger RNA. Its product is annotated as protein APCDD1. Bases 358 to 1866 code for a protein of 502 amino acids. Gene Ontology annotation, molecular function: Wnt-protein binding. Gene Ontology annotation, biological process: negative regulation of Wnt signaling pathway. The record is from RefSeq and is a predicted model, not a curated record. Lineage: Eukaryota; Metazoa; Chordata; Actinopteri; Syngnathiformes; Syngnathidae. The transcript is spliced from 5 exons. Gene Ontology annotation, cellular component: plasma membrane.